GUAACCCGUACCCUACCCAAACAGAACGGGUGUGGAUUUGGGCAAGGGUGAUGGGUGCCCACCGGCAACGCUAGCUCGACCCAUUCCGAAUCUCGCUCGCUCGCCGCCGCCGCGGCCGCCGCCGUUACCCGCGCCCCCGCGCCUCCCAUGCGCGCGCUCGUGCGCCGCGCGGCCUCGCUCCUCCGCGCUGCCGCGGGGCCGGUGCCGAGGCCUCCCUGCCCCACGCAGCGCCGCCUCCCCGACGCCGUCUGCCGUGGCAAGAAUAUUCCAACGUUCUGUUCCAGCAGAUAUUCCACCCUUGUAGCUCCAUCAAAUGAAGUUCUAAUUCCUCCAGAGUUGUUGUCUAGCCAAACUGUUGGGACACCUAAGAGAACGAUCGGCCAAUAUGAAGAUCUAGUAGCUAGAGUAACAAACUUCCACAAUGAGGAUAAGGGCUACAUGGUUUUGGAUGGUGAUGUUUUUGAUGUUCCAAUUAGGAAGGAUAUUGUUCACAGAGUUGUACGGUGGCAACUUGCUAAACGACAACAGGGAACACAUUCAACAAAAACUAUCAGCGAAGUAAGUGGGACAGGAAGAAAGCCUUACAAGCAAAAGGGAACUGGAAGAGCACGUCAUGGAACACUGCGUGGCCCUCAGUUCCGUGGUGGUGCAACCAUGCAUGGGCCUAAACCACGAAGCCAUGCAAUCAAGUUGCAAAAGAAGGUUCGGCGUCUGGGGCUGAAGAUAACCUUAUCUGCUCGGACUGCUGAAGGAAAGCUGUUUGUAUUUGAGGACUUGGAAGUUCCUAGCCACAAGACAAAGAACAUUGUGAACUAUAUAAGCCAGAUGGACAACACAAAGAAGGUGUUAUUAGUUGAUGGAGGUGAUAUCGAUAAAAAGUUAAAGCUGGCUACUCAAAAUCUCCAUUAUGUGAAUGUGCUUCCUUCCAUUGGCCUCAAUGUUUACAGCAUCCUCCAGCAUGAUACCCUAGUAAUGACUCGAGAUGCUGUGAAUAGGAUCGUUGAGCGGAUGCAUACCCCUAUCAACCGCUAGCACUGGUGGUGGUGGACUUAAUUGUGUAAUGCAGGAUAAUCCACCAAUCUCCUGGCAAACCCUUUAUCUUUUGCAGUGAUAUGAUGAUUGCUCCAACUUUUUUUUCUUCCAACAAAUUGCUAUCAUCUAUGAAAAUUUCUCAUGUUGAUUAUUGUUCUGAGUUUAUGUAGCAUGCUUUGUAUAAGUAUGAAACCGGUAGAACAAAUAGAUGGAUGACAUCAAGUGUGAUGAGGAUCCUUGCGCCAUCAUGUAAACAAUAACAUGGCUUCUGGAAUUGCAAAAUAUCAAUGCCAAGAAAAUUGAGAUUUGUUUCUAUAUUAUA
This is a messenger RNA of Setaria italica (foxtail millet), 1354 nucleotides long. RefSeq names its product 50S ribosomal protein L4. The record is from RefSeq and is a predicted model, not a curated record. Gene Ontology annotation, biological process: translation. Gene Ontology annotation, molecular function: structural constituent of ribosome. Bases 148 to 1032 code for a protein of 294 amino acids. The transcript has 7 exons. Gene Ontology annotation, cellular component: ribosome. NCBI's taxonomy places the organism in Eukaryota, Viridiplantae, Streptophyta, Magnoliopsida, Poales, Poaceae.